Molecule: messenger RNA, 801 nt
Organism: Hansenula anomala
Lineage: Eukaryota; Fungi; Ascomycota; Saccharomycetes; Phaffomycetales; Wickerhamomycetaceae
Exons: 1
Coding region: 1-801 (266 amino acids)
Source: RefSeq, a predicted model, not a curated record
AUGUUUUCAAGGGUCAAAUUCACUUCAAAAACUAGUCUAUUUGGUAUCAGAUCUUUACACAACUUUACUCAACCAAAGUCAAUCUCUCAAGCUCAAUUGAUCAAAUCUAUAGAGACAUCCAUAAAGCAAAAUCACCCAAGACAACCUUUCUUCAAAUCUUUAGUUCAAAUCACUUCAAUAAUAGUGAUAUCCGCUAUAAGUACAGUUGGUGUUUAUUCUGCAUAUCAAGUUGCUUAUAAAAAAGAUAAAGCAUUUAUCCCACUAUGGAUAAAUUCUCAUAAAAGAAGUCCAAAACCUGGGGAAAUUGAUCUAAAACAAAUUCAAGAACUUGCUGAAGGUCAACUAUUGGAAAGGUUAUCCCUAGAUGAACAAAUCAAGCAAAUUUUUAAAUUGCCCUUAAUUCAAGAAAGUUGCUCAGAAUUUGAUGUUUGGAUUGAAGAGAAAUAUCCAAGUUUAAAAGGUUUACAAAUAUCACCAGAUUCUCCCUUCUUGAAAAUAACCAACAAACCCAUCAAGGUUAAGAAAAUAUUCGAUCAGAUCUUGGAACCUGUUGGUGGAGCACUCUCUGGUGAGCCUGAUUUUAAAAUACCGGUUUAUAAUCAACAUCCAAAUAAAGAGAAGAGUUAUGAUAUAGUGUUUUUAGGUAAGGUUCCAAUUAGAGGUAAAAAUGGUACAACUGCAGAGGUUGUAUUCAAAGGUAUAUUUGAUUUUGAACACGUUAAGCAUGCCAAAAUUUUAAAAGCUCAUCUUAUUGAAAAAGAUAAAGAUGGGAAACUAUCAAGAAAAAUUCUAUGGGAAUGA